AUGUCUCGAUACACCGAAGCCCACGCCAAGCCUAUCGGGCCCGGCGAUUCUCGCCCUACAGCUUUGCAAAUCGUCCAAGACGAAGGCCUAGAGGGCAAGCUCAAGGGGAAGAUCUUCGUCAUAACUGGCACUUCAUCCGGGCUCGGAAUCGAGACCGUUCGUGCUCUCGCCGUAACUGGAGCUACUCUGUAUCUUACGGCUAGGAACUUGGCCAAAGCCAAGGCAGCACUGGCCAAUAUUUUCGACUCAACCCACAUGAAGUUGUUUGAGAUGGACCAGGAGUCUCUAGGCUCGGUGCGCUCUGCUGCUAAGGCUAUUCUAGCUGAGACCGACCGCGUCAACGUCCUCAUCAACAACGCAGGAAUUAUGGGCGUCAAGAACCUCCAGUUCACCAAAGAUGGACAUGAAUUGCAAUUCGGCACCAAUCACCUGUCUCAUUUUCUCUUCUUCCAGCUUUUGAAGCCGGCUCUUCUUGCUGCCUCGACAUCGGACUUUCCCUCCCGAGUUGUCAACGUAGCGUCCGCGGGCCACCGAUUUCAUGGCAUCAACGAGUCGGGCGACUACAACUACGAGAAGAGCGGCUAUGAUGCAUUUCAAGCAUACGGACAGUCAAAGACGGCGAACAUUUACAUGGCAAACGAGAUCGAGCGGCGCUACGGGUCUCGGGGGCUUCACGCGACCAGCCUUCAUCCCGGCGUUAUCGACACCCCGCUUUCAAAGCACAUCGACCCAGCUCAGUUGAGCGAAAUACUUACCACUGGAACCGUUGCAAGCCAAAUGAAGAGUCCAGAGCAAGGCGCUGCAACCACGGUCUGGGCAGCUGUGGGAAAGGAAUGGGGUAGCCGAGGAGGCAGGUUCCUCACUGACUGCAUGGAAGCUGUUCCUGAACAAGAUGACUCCGACAUCUACGAUGGCAGAUUCUAUGCUCCUCAUGCUUACGAUGCGGAGAAAGAGAAAAGGUUGUGGAAGGAUUCGCUGGAGCUUGUCGGCCUGGAAGAUGAUUACUAG
Messenger RNA from Colletotrichum karsti, 1008 nucleotides. RefSeq names its product WW domain-containing oxidoreductase. The coding region runs from base 1 to 1008 and encodes 335 amino acids. The record is from RefSeq and is a predicted model, not a curated record. NCBI's taxonomy places the organism in Eukaryota, Fungi, Ascomycota, Sordariomycetes, Glomerellales, Glomerellaceae. The transcript has a single exon.